Molecule: messenger RNA, 1034 nt
Organism: Drosophila ficusphila
Lineage: Eukaryota; Metazoa; Arthropoda; Insecta; Diptera; Drosophilidae
Product: Golgi-associated plant pathogenesis-related protein 1
Exons: 3
Coding region: 337-927 (196 amino acids)
Cellular component (GO): extracellular region
Source: RefSeq, a predicted model, not a curated record
UUACCCAAAUUUCUACAAAAUUAUUUAUUAUGAAAAAAUAUACCUAAAUGGAAGAUGAAAAGAAAGACGCCACGUCUCCAGAAAAAUGCUCUCAUUAUCAGUCACUUCAGCUAAUUCAGGACAACAACGGUAGAAAAUACAUUGCCUGCGAUCUGAGGAAUCGGAAUUUGGCCAAGUGCCGCAGUUGCCUCACUCUCUACUGCCACAAACCCUACGAGGUCAAGAGGUCACUGUCGGUAUAUUCCGCAAGAUCAAGGUUAAAAAAUAAAUCUGAGGAGAAUCCAAAGUGCAAACAGAGUACUAAGAGUCCCAAUAAAUCAAAAAGUAAUUCCGUAAAUGAAAAAAAAUGAAUUAGAAUCUAUAAAGUUUCGACCUAAGGCGAUAAGGCGAUCUGUUCUAAAGGAAACCAACAGAUACAGAGAUCUCCAUAAUGCUAGACCCCUGAAAAUGGAUGAAAAUUUAACUUCUUAUGCCCAGGAAUGGGCAGAUCACUUGGCUUGCAACAAUCUGUUGGAAACUAGACCACUUCCUCUUUACGGGCAAAAUAUAAUAUGCGCUCGUAAGGAACUUUUCGCUGUUAACCAAAUAAUGAAACUCUGGUAUCAGGAGAAGUACAAUUACGACUAUUUUAAACCAGAAUUUGACUUAUACACCGGUCAUUUUACUCAAAUGGUUUGGAGAGAAACGGAGUUCCUAGGAGUUGGCGUUUCAUCAAAUGAUUCCCGCAUUUGGAUUGUGUGCAACUUCAACCCACCUGGAAAUAUAACAGGACACUUUAAAGAGAAUGUUCACCCAAGAAAAACGUUUUUCCCCGCAUCCAAUUUUGAAGAUGAGCAGGAAACACACAAGUCUCAAGAAACUAUAUUUAAUGAGGGAAAGAGUGUAAAAUUUUCGUUGGCAAAAAAAUCCAGUCCCAACUCUCAGUAAAAAAACAGUAAAAAAAAAGGCUUCCAAAACUUGUAAAAAUUUUAUUUACUAAAACUGGACCCGUGUCCCGUAUUAAUCUUCAGAUUUUGAUAGCUGAAGAAGCAAAA